AUGCACCUUGUGAGGAAUCACUUGAGACCGGAUGUCUGCCCGCAUUGUGAGGCGAACACUUCCUCCAUUCCGUUCGAAGAUGUUUCUGCAAAUGCAAAAUGGCUUGGCACGAUCGGAGCUUCGAAGCCUUGGGUCGAACCGCAUGUGUUUGAAAUGCUCCCAGGCGGGGCUGACCCCAGCUUCAUCAAGCUGGACACUUUCCACCUUGGCCCUUUGGGUGCUGGAUACUAUUUGGCCCCAUCUGUGCUAUGUGUUUUGGUUGCUUAUUUCAAGCACUUCACCCCACUUGAUGGGAAAACUGAUGUGGAAAGCCGACUUGCUGUCGCGCACAACAGUUUCAUGUCGUAUUGCAAGGCCACAUCCCGUACACCGAGGGACCUGAAACAGUUCACAAAGAGCAACUUGCACUGGCCCUCGCAGGCUUCGUAUCCCAUGCUUUCAUGUAAGGCAGGGGAUACAAUCAUGCUGCUGCAGUGGCUCCAGGAUUAUCUAACAAGUGUGCCACUCGAUCUCUCCGAUGACCUUCUCCGCUACAGCCUUGAGGCGAUCUCAGCGUUCAACGCUUUCUGGCAUCUCUUGUAUAAAGCUGAGAGUCGCAUUUGGUGGAGUCAGAGCGAAGCGGCUACUGGUCUGAUCGCGUUAACUGGCUUUUUGCGCUCUUAUCAGGCCGCUGCCAAAGAAAGCUUAGCACGGCGCCUGAGCUUCUUCAACAUCGUGCCAAAGGUCCACUUCCUGGCGCAUGUGGCUGUUGAGCUUCAUCAAGCUUUGGAGCGGGGCUCAUCUAUAUUGAACCCCUCUGUGUGGUCUACACAGAUGGCCGAAGAUUAUGUGGGAGCUCUUUGUAAGAUGUCGCUGAAUGUUCAUCCGGCAAAUGUUGCCAAACGCAACCUGGAGAAGUAUCUUGUACGGGCCCGGAGAGAGUGGCUCAAAGAAUCUGCACGGAAUGAGAAAAGGCUGCUUCGGGACAGCUGA
This is a messenger RNA of Symbiodinium natans, 972 nucleotides long. NCBI's taxonomy places the organism in Eukaryota, Dinophyceae, Suessiales, Symbiodiniaceae. The record is from the annotation of a GenBank genome assembly.